GCUGCAAUAAGUUGUAAUCUUUUAAGUCGAUGGAAAACUUGACAACAAUAACUUUGCGUUUCCAACCUGAUUAAUCCAAACGCAUCAGUUCUUGCAUUUGCCAGGAGACUCAAAAGAAUCGGGGCUAGAUCAAGACACAUCAUCUGCGCAUAGUACUGCUCGGAAGGAGCCCUCGAUCGUAUUAAUGCCGGUCUUUCGGUAAUCAAGGAAAGCAUGUAGAAUAAUAAUUUCGGAGAGUCUUGAAGUUAACGACAGGAAAUUGCGACUGACGAUAUUUGGUGCGUAAGGAGGCAAAAUAGGAGAGCGUGCUGAAUCACCUCACUUGUUUUCUUAUAGACUGAAGUCUGAUAGUAUCGGUUACAAGAAUUCCACUAAGAUUCAGGUAUCACCGCUCAUUUGAACGUAGCCUGUUUUUAUUGUUAAAGAUCUAGACCACCCAUAACAACUGAAGAUAGAGAGAACAGACAUGGCAACGUGAGGUAGCCAGUACCAUCGUCCCGAUAAUUGUCUCCACGUUGGAUCGACUCCCUGCUAACAUGUACUUUCACUGCUAUAAAAUUUACUAAAAACAGAUGAAUAACACAUCCGGGAUACAAUCAUCCGAAAGACAUUAUUCACUGGAGCCUAAAAUAGCCUGGUAUUGGUCCGCACGGCUGAUAAUCUCUGCUUUCGCCAUUUUGGGAAACGGAGUUGUUAUUUGCCUGAUAGCGACAAAAAAGCGCUUGCAGAUUAUUUGUAACUGGUUUGUGUUAUCUCUUGCUGUAUCAGACUUUUGUGUGGGGCUUUUAUUAACGCCGACUGGCCUAGUAUGCUCGUACCUGUUUCCAUGCGACUGGCGUCUUCAGUUAGCCUUCUACAACUUCCUGUUGUUUGCAUCGACAUUAAACUUGUGGGCAAUGAUGUACGACAGACAUCACGCCAUCGUGUAUCCUCUGACAUAUCUGACGCAAAUGACAACACGUAAAAUAACAGUUAUCAUAUCCUUACCAUGGAGUACAUCAGGUUUAGUGUCAUUUAUUCGCCUUCUGUGGUUUUAUGAUAAUACCCUAAGAAAAGAGAUAGAGUCAUAUUAUCGGGUUUUCGUGGAUUUAUUCUUUGGUUUGUUUUCAUGUCUUCUACUCGUGACAAUCUUUGUGAGAAUUUUGCUGAUAGUUUUUAGGCACUCUAGGAGCGCUGAGUCUCAAGCAGCGCAUUUAUCGUUCAACCAAAUCUUCCGUGUCGGGUACAAAUACAAGCGAGAAAGGCUAUCAGCUAAGAUUCUUGGCGCAGUUUUAUGCUUGUUUGUGGUUUGUUAUAGUCUCAGCAUAUAUAUCUCUUUCUGUUUAAAUUUCAAACUUUGCUCGCCCUCUCCUCAAUUACGCCUUGCAUCUAUUCUCUUGAUUCAUCUAAACUGUGCUAUCAACUGUUUGGUCUACGCGCUGCUUAAAAAAGAUUUCCGCACAGAGCUGCGAAAAUUGCUUAGAUGCGACAGUGAGCUCAACAUUGCAGCAAAGGUCGAAGGAGUGGGUCUGAAUAUUUUUAAUCGCACCUCUCGGUAGUCUCAGAUUAGUUGAGCGGAACCUUCGUCUGUUUCGAAAUGACAAUCGUAUUCAUCUUAUUUUAUAAUGUUAGUAUUGCGUGCAGAUGGAAAAUAUACUAAAUAAACCAUGUCAAAUCGUG
Molecule: messenger RNA, 1659 nt
Organism: Pocillopora damicornis (cauliflower coral)
Lineage: Eukaryota; Metazoa; Cnidaria; Anthozoa; Scleractinia; Pocilloporidae
Product: octopamine receptor beta-2R
Biological process (GO): G protein-coupled receptor signaling pathway
Cellular component (GO): membrane
Molecular function (GO): G protein-coupled receptor activity
Source: RefSeq, a predicted model, not a curated record